This is a messenger RNA of Lactuca virosa, 1084 nucleotides long. The record is from the annotation of a GenBank genome assembly. NCBI's taxonomy places the organism in Eukaryota, Viridiplantae, Streptophyta, Magnoliopsida, Asterales, Asteraceae.
UUUCUUUCAAGUCAAUAACUGUAGAACGGUGUUCGUUGCCCGAAAAUACACGAACCUUGUGCGUUGAGAGCCAAAAGGGAAGUGUGGAAGUACAAUUGGCGGGGUUUCUCUUCUGUUGGUUGUUUAGCUGCACUAAGCUGACAACAAUGGCGGAGUUAAUAGUUAUACGUAACCAGCUUUUCGCCAAACCCUUAUCUUUUUCACCAUCAUGUAAACUAAUGCCUAUGAUACUUAAUCGCCAACCCUUCAAAUUCAGUUAUAAUCCUCAAUCUCUUUCUCCAAGUUUCAGCAGAUUCAACCGCCCCCUUCUCAUUCAUCCGAUUCCUCGAUCUCGUCUGCUGUGCAAGAUGCAAGACUCCGAUAUGAUAUCGCAGCUGGAGAUCGGAAAAUAUAGCGACAAGAGGAAGCCAGAGAAGCAAGUGAAUGGGAUAUUCUGGAUUUUACUACUUAAUAUUGGAAUCUAUGUAGCAGAUCACAUAUUUCAGGUUCGUGAGAUUAAAGCUUUGUAUUUAUACCACAAUUUUCCAGUUUGGUACCAGUUUGUGACUUCAACUUUCUGUCAUGCUGAUUGGAAUCAUCUCUCUAGCAACCUUUUCUUCUUAUAUAUAUUUGGAAAGCUUGUUGAAGAAGAAGAAGGGAAUUUUGGAGUGUGGCUUUCUUAUAUCUUAACGGGUGCUGGAGCAAAUCUUGUUUCUUGGCUUAUUCUUCCAAGAAAUGCGGUUUCUGUUGGUGCCUCUGGUGCAGUGUUUGGUCUUUUUGCAAUUAGUGUUCUUGUUAAGCUCUCGUUUGACUGGAGGAAGAUUCUUGAAGUCCUUAUACUCGGUCAAUUUGUUAUUGAAAGGGUGAUGGAAGCAGCUCAAGCUUCAACAAGUUUUGCAAGCAGUAAUAGUGCUAUGCAGAAUGUUAAUCAUAUUGCUCAUCUUUCUGGUGCUCUUGUGGGUGCGACUUUGGUGUGGCUUCUCAGCAGAGUUCCUUCUCAAUCUGUGGACCAUGAUAAUAAAAAAUGAUUAUGCAUUCAUAACAUUCCAUUUCAACCAUUGCUUCUGUUUUGUUAAUCGUUACUAACUCUGUUACAUAUUAAACC